GACAUGAGAAUCUGACCUCACAGGAGAUGCAAAUAACUUGCGCAACGUGUGAUAAUCGAGACGCCAACAUGCCCCGUCAAGCGGAAGCAAGUUCAUUGCCAGGCAGUAAAGUUGUGUUUGAAGCGUUCGAGAGUGAACCUGUAAAUGGCAAGCCAUCCUUAGCUUUUGUAAAUUACACUGGGCCGGCUGCGAAAAUCAACAAGGAUGCUGAAACUCGGAGAUCCAUCCGGAGGCAUGUUAUGAGGGAUAUUGGACGAAGCAGAAGGGCAACAAAUGUUUCCCUCGUUCCUGGUUCGGUUGCCGCAAGCCCACUACAAGCCACCCCAGCCCAGAACUCUGCCGGGGACCUUGCGGGCUAUCAAGAUCUUACCCCUCGAUGCUGUUUCUCCGGGUGCCGCAACCCUGGGCCAUACGCCGAACAGCCUAUCAUGAAUGUCUUGAACCCGGAAAAUCCAAUCAUCUAUUGCAACGAGCACCAGAGAAUCUUUGGAGAUCCUGCAGAAGCAGCCACUCUCCAAAUUGAGUUGCAGUACAUGGUGAACCUGAGACAAAUUACUAGGCUUGGGUCGGGGAGGAUUGACCCUUUUCUCCCCUACCCAAUCAAUUUGACUCCCCGAGUCCGCAGAUUCAUCGAUCACCUGUUUGGAAACAUAAAGAGAAAUACCGUAUGGUACUGUGAAGCUAUAUUUCCACUCGGCACAUCUGGUGAAGCUUCUUUCCACCAAAUCCUUUCCAACAUGGCCCUAUAUCUCCGUCUAUCUCGAAGCUUAGAUAACAGUGGAUACAUUAUCAGGGAUGAGAUGAAGUACGAGCUGACUGAGGAGGUCGCCCACCAAGCAAAAGUUUACCGCCUCGUCAACAACAUGAUUGCAACGAAGGAAGCGACAAACGAAGAUGCGAUUGGUGCUGUGGCUGCUUUGACGUGUUACGCUCAUGUAGCGCAAGACAUGCGUGCUCUCACAACCCAUAUGGGCGCUUUACGAAGGAUGGUCGAACUCCGCGGCGGUAUUGCAACCUUGGAUUCGAAUAAGUUCCUACGAAUAUCUUGUUACUGGAUCGAGGUGAAUAUUUGUUGCACACAGGACAGCAGACCUGUCUGGCCAGUCCCUAUCCAAUGGUAUCCACCAAGAGCACCGCUUCCCUCUGACGUCGAGCUGCCACCCGGGGCCCAACGCAUCUUGGAGGCUUGGAAAAAGCGGCGCAUCUUCCACCAGCAACCUGAUUUCGUUCAAGACGAAGAAAUUCUUCAAGUCUUUGACGAGAUGGCUCGUUUCAGUAUACACACAAUAGAAGAGGAACGCCGAACGGCAUCUGCAAUUUACGAAAAUCCCGAUUUCACCGGUACCUUCGUCAAUAUUUUCCUCUGGCACCUACUGCGAGCACAACCGGUCUCGGAUGUACUCGACUCGAAUGCUAUACUUCGAGAGGCUGUCCGCCUGGGGCUACUUUUGUUCCUCGCCUGCGUCAAAAGACGUUUUGGCCUCUACCCAGUCACAUUUACGAUACAUGUUGAGAAAUUGGUAGCUGUUCUAAGUCUAGAUCAGGUGGUGUGGCAAGGAUUCCAGCACUUGAAAAUUUGGAUCAUCGCCAUGGGACUGCUCGAAGCAAUUGACAAAUCACACGUUGGUUCUCUGGCAAGUGAAUGGGUGAAAACUUUGAAGGAAGAAGGCAUUGAAGACCAGUCCGAGGCAGAGGUAAUUGUGAAAGAAAUUGUGUGGAUCGAAAGUAUACAUGGCCUGAGGUACAAAGAGGUGCGUGAGAGAUUUUGGGGUUAAGCGACGGAACAUGCUUCGAUUCCAUUGACUACUUGAGAAUAAAAU
Messenger RNA from Hyaloscypha bicolor E, 1820 nucleotides. RefSeq lists its product as uncharacterized. The transcript is spliced from 5 exons. The record is from RefSeq and is a predicted model, not a curated record. Bases 27 to 1775 code for a protein of 582 amino acids. Lineage: Eukaryota; Fungi; Ascomycota; Leotiomycetes; Helotiales; Hyaloscyphaceae.